Marasmius oreades (fairy-ring Marasmius) is the source of this 1256-nucleotide messenger RNA. RefSeq lists its product as uncharacterized. The record is from RefSeq and is a predicted model, not a curated record. Lineage: Eukaryota; Fungi; Basidiomycota; Agaricomycetes; Agaricales; Marasmiaceae. The transcript has 6 exons. Bases 509 to 1087 code for a protein of 192 amino acids.
GUUUUGUCUCCUGAUUCUUCAGGCUACUGGUGCUCUGGCUAAGAACUCUUUGAAGAGACGACUGACCUUUAGUUUUAGUAAAUGAUGCACUGUACGGAUCUGACCAUUCCCCUCAUCCGAUCUGGAGCGGCGGGAAUAUCAUCCAGGAAAUUGCUCUGUGUUGCUGUGAUUGUGGAAGCUUUACGACUUUUGAGAACAUCCUCACCUGCCGUUAAACGACCUGCCGGAUACCACCUCGAGACCCUCCAUCCGAGAUCAUCCCAUCCGGCGACUUCAUAAUUCAGAACCGCUUAUGCAAGCGUGUAAAGUUGCAAAUGUUCGUGAUCGGACAGUCCCGCAUUUGGAAAAACUGGCCACGAUGGUAAGUAUGUACUUAUGAACGUCCGCCCCUCAAUGCGGAUUAAAGUGUGUGAUUGGACGUACAAAUACUCGGUUCGCCUUCUUCCCCCACCGAUCCCUUCCCUUCUCUCUUUCCGCGACAUGAACUGUGACAGAUAUCUCUAGCUCAAUGUCAGAGACUCGAAGGCAUUUGGAAGCGGCUAGAGCCCUCUCGAGGCUCUUGACUAUAACCAACGUUGCGCAUGCGUUUCACGGCAGUAUCCUGACGGCAGUAUUCGCCAAUCUGCCUCAGAGCGACGAAAUCUUUUGCAUCGUCGAAGGCGGUCAAGGUCAAGCACACCCUUUUCGCAGAGUGCGUGAUUCAGUGGCGGGGAACGACGGCUUCUCGGUCAUACAUUCUCCAUGGACGAAUAGGCUCUACGUCUCUUAUCGGUUGCUGAUUCCAUCUAUUGAGAUUGAGAUUCUUCCUGCAGGAGAGGCCGGUCCACGGCGCCUAGACCAUACGACCAUCAUGAGAGUUCAAAGUGUGCCUUUUUUGACAGUUUCGGAAUUCAUUCGAGCCAAACUAAAGUCUUGGAUGAUAGGUGGUUCUCCCAGAGAUGCACAGGACAUCGUCUAUACUCUAUCUCGGCAUUGGAAUAUGGUUGAUAUCAACCGAAUCCCAGAGACCGACAUGAAUCUUUUCGUUUCUCGCAACACUUCGGUAUCGCCAGCGUGGUUUGCAAUCAAGCGGAAAUACGGUAUUUGAAGGGUCGAUACCGUAUGUAUUGUACUUGGUGGCAACGCUUAUAUCCCAUUCAAAAUCCGUCGUCGGGUUGAGUUGCAUUUGGCAAUGGGGCAUAUGGAAUCUUUAUUUUCUCGGACGAAUAUGUAUCUAUACAUUGUACUAAAAAUUGAAAAUUGGCCAUGCCUUGUAG